This is a messenger RNA of Adineta ricciae, 204 nucleotides long. The record is from the annotation of a GenBank genome assembly. Lineage: Eukaryota; Metazoa; Rotifera; Eurotatoria; Adinetida; Adinetidae.
AUGUCGGGAACUAAAAUAUGGCCAGAACUAGUGGGACGCACGUUUCAAGAAGCAUCUCUAAGAAUCCUUGCAUUUGAUAACCGUUUACAUCCAUACAAUGCGAGAAAUGGCAUGGAAAAUCGAAUGCUUGACCCGCACCGUGUUGUAUGCGUGACAAAUGAUGCUGAUAUUGUCACUACUCCACCACAAUAUACAUACCGCUAA